Molecule: messenger RNA, 7966 nt
Organism: Corythoichthys intestinalis (scribbled pipefish)
Lineage: Eukaryota; Metazoa; Chordata; Actinopteri; Syngnathiformes; Syngnathidae
Gene: slc8a2a
Product: solute carrier family 8 member 2a
Exons: 14
Coding region: 260-3037 (925 amino acids)
Biological process (GO): cell communication; sodium ion transmembrane transport; calcium ion import across plasma membrane
Cellular component (GO): axon; postsynapse; sarcolemma
Molecular function (GO): calcium:sodium antiporter activity
Source: RefSeq, a predicted model, not a curated record
GUUAAAAGGAAAGUUUCCUUGAUGAGUUUAUCUGUGACGACGAUAGGGAAACCUGCCCGCGAGACUGUCACUGCAUACAGACGUUUGAGGCAAUGACAGCGUUCACCGGAGCUGUGCCGUAGACUGGAAGGUUUACCUAAUGUUGUGGCUGGUGAGCGUGUACACAUACCACCCAUCCUAGUACAACAACAGCUCAUGGUUGAGACGCACAAUCGUCUGACCCAACGGCUCCCCAGUGACCCCCAGACCUGUCAGAGAUAUGGGACCCAUACCCUUUCACCUUUCAGCAGUCCCUGUUCUCCCCCUCUUGGUUCUUCUCAUGUCCAACCCUUGCACCUCCUUCAGGCCUCGAGUGGUUGAACCAGCAUCAGGCACUCAACAGCCCCAGCGCUUGACUAAUGUCACAGGAUCUGAAAAGCGGACUUGUGCAGGCCAUGUAGAGUGUAAACCUGGUAUACUGUUGCCAGUGUGGUUGCCACUGAAUCCUCCACAUGGGGAGAGGGCAGGGAGAGCCGUCAUCUACUUCCUAUGUCUCAUGUACAUUUUCCUGGGAGUAUCCAUCAUUGCAGACCGCUUUAUGGCCUCCAUCGAAGUAAUUACCUCUCAGGUGAAAGAGAUAACCAUUACCAAACCCAACGGAGAGACAACAGUGACCACAGUGCGAAUCUGGAACGAGACUGUUUCCAAUCUUACUCUCAUGGCUCUGGGGUCUUCUGCUCCUGAAAUUUUACUUUCUGUCAUUGAGGUGUGUGGGCAUAACUUUCAUGCAGGUGAGCUCGGCCCAGGCACCAUUGUUGGAAGCGCUGCUUUCAAUAUGUUUGUUAUUAUUGGCAUAUGUGUUUGGGUGGUUCCUGAUGGAGAGUCUCGCAAGAUCAAACACCUGCGAGUAUUUUUUAUCACAUCUUUCUGGAGUAUUUUUGCCUACAUUUGGCUCUAUGUCAUAUUAGCUGUCAUAUCGCCUGGAAUCGUAGAGGUGUGGGAAGCCACAGUGACACUGCUUUAUUUUCCGGUGUUUGUGUUACUGGCUUGGAUCGCUGACCGUCGUUUGCUCUUUUACAAAUACCUGCACAAACGUUACCGUGCUGACAAAAGACAUGGUAUUGUGGUGGAAAUGGAAGGUGAUGACAUACCCAAAGGUCAUGAUAUUAUCAUGGAUGGAAAGAACUCAGAUGGAAUUUCGUGCCCUAGAAACUGCUCUAGCGUGACCGUGUCUGUACAAACACCAAGUGAGAUGGACCAGAACCAAGAUGAGGUGGUUCGUAAACUGAAAGACCUGCGGGAUAAACACCCAGACAAAAACCUGGACCAGCUUAUUGAAUUGGCAAACUACUCCACUUUGGUUCAACAGAAGAAGAGUCGAGCUUUUUACCGUGUCCAGGCAACUCGUUUGUUAAUAGGUGCAGGAAACCUACUAAGGAAACAUGCUGCUAGAAACUCUUGCCGUAGAGGUGCUGCAAGUCCAGGGGAUGACAAACUUAGAUGCUCUCAUAUUUGUUUUGAGAGCGCACAGUAUCUAUGCACGGAAAACUGUGGUUCUUUGAGCCUCUGGGUGAUUCUUGAUGGGGGCUCUGGCCAGGAUACCUUUUAUGUGGACUACCUUACAGAAAAUGGUUCAGCCAACGCUGGGGCAGAUUUUGAGUUUAGUGAAGGCACCCUGACAUUUAAGCCAGGAGAGACUCGAAAAGAGAUCAAGGUGAACAUUUUGGAUGACGACAUCUUUGAAGAAGACGAACAUUUCUUUGUCCGCCUUCAAAAUCUGAGGUUAGAAGAGGGUGGUGAUGAAGGGGCAGGAAGUUUACCCAAGGGCAGACUAGUGGAGCCAUUGGUUGCCACUGUCACAAUCUUGGAUGAUGACCAUGCUGGCAUCUUCACCUUUGGUCAAGGGGUUUUGCGGGUGAGUGAGAGCACCGGCACACUGACGGUGACAGUGGUGAGGAACUCAGGCUCCAGAGGUACCGUUUCUGUACCGUAUCACACAGUGGACGGCAGUGCCAAAUCUGGAGUGGACUACGAGCAGGUCAAGGGUGAGCUGGAAUUUAGCAAUGAACAAACCAGCCACACUUUAAAAGUUCACAUUCUAAAUGUGAAGGAGUAUGAAAAACAGGAGAACUUCUAUAUCGUGCUUGAAGAGCCUAAAUGGUUAAAACGCGGACUCUCUGCAUUACUGCUCAAUCAGGGCCAUCCCACACCUGAAGAGGAAGAAGCCAGGAGAAUCUCUGAAAUGGGCAAGCCCAUUCUAGGAGAACACAGCAGAAUAGAGAUAAUCAUAGAAGAGUCCUGUGAGUUUAAGAAUACCGUGGAUAAACUCCUUAAAGAUACAAAUCUGGCAGCUGUGAUUGGAUCUCGUUCAUGGAGGGAGCAGUUCAUUGAAGCUGUCACAGUCAGCGCAGGGGAUAGAGAUGAUGAGGGACAAGAUCAGCCAAUGCCGAACUGCUUUGACUAUUUCAUGCAUAUUUUGAGCAUUUUUUGGAAGAUUCUCUUUGCUUGUGUCCCACCAACUGAGUACUGGAAUGGAUGGGCUUGUUUUGUCGUGUCAAUAUCGGUUAUUGGGAUAUUAACAGCCAUUAUUGGAGACCUUGCGUCCCAUUUCGGCUGCACAGUUGGCUUGAGAGACACUGUCACUGCGGUGGUAUUUGUGGCCCUGGGUACUUCACUUCCUGAUACCUUUGCCAGUAAAGUGGCUGCAAUUCAGGACCAAUAUGCAGACGCAUCAGUCGGAAACGUAACUGGAAGCAAUGCUGUCAAUGUGUUCUUAGGUAUUGGUGUAGCUUGGUCUGUGGCUGCAAUCUAUUGGGAAGUCCAAGGGGGAGUUUUUCGAGUGGAUGUUGGCUCACUGGCCUUCUCGGUCACACUCUUCACCAUUUUUGCCUUCUUCACAAUGGGAGUGUUGAUGAUCCGCCGAAAGCCUUCUAUUGGCGGUGAAUUGGGAGGCCAACGGAUCCCUAAAAUGCUAACAUCACUAAUUCUCUUAGGACUGUGGUUCCUUUACAUUCUGUUCUCUAGUUUGGAGGCCUACUGCCAUAUAAAAGGCUUCUGAGAAAACAUAUUCUGGGACAGUAAUUGCACAAUGAUAGAGUAUUCUUUCGGAAAGAAUGAAUUGCUCCUUCUGCCAUGCUAUAAAAUAACACGCUUGGACGUGUAUGUUUGCAUGUUACGUGCAGAAGAAUUGAUUGUAUUAGUACUGAGCAGUCAAUAAACUCAAUAGCUACAGUGUUAAUUUAAACAGAAGGAAAUAGUGGACGUUUAUUUUUUUUUUGUCAAAAUGAAUUUCACACUGACUUCAUAAUCCUGUAUGUUUCAAACUAUAGUAGAUUUCUUUUUAAUCCUUAUGUUUAUUGUGCUUAUAAAGAUGAAGGUUUAUACUUUGUACGAUUAUUUUCCAAUAGGCCAAGGCACUUGCAAGGCAAGGCAUUUGAAAGACUCUCAAGGCUGCCUCCCUCAGAAAACUGACUCAGAAAUUGGAUAUAUAUCUGGUAAGACUAUAUGUUGCUGACGUUAUGUAGCAUUGAUAGUUGAACAAAGAUAUAUUAUUUGUUGUAAAUUAGUUAAACAGGAAAAUAACAGUGUGUGUGGGGAGUGGGGGGGUCAAUUGCGGCCCACUGUUCAGUGUCCCCCCCCCCACUUGACACCUAAGUUAAGAGUUUUUGUGUGGCCUGAAGUUUGUUUGUUUGUCUUUUUAAAUGACUUACAAUACAAGCUAGCAUAGUGAAAGUUCAUGACAUGAAUUUUAGCAAAAGUCAAUAGACAACAGGCACUUGAUUACAACAUGAUUCCAACAUGACAGCAGGUAGAAUGAAAAUAUAUCAUGUCACACAGUCAAAUCUUUCUCAUAACAACCCCAGGAAGAGAAAGGAAACAAGAAAAGUGGAAGACAAAAUGUUUUUUCAGUUGAGUACCAGGGCAUCCCAAUCCCGGUGUGUAUUAUUUUAAAUCGGAGGUGGGUAGUACGCCUUACAUUUGCUUUGUUACAUUUACAUGAGUAAGUUUUUGAGAUUAAUUUGUAAGAGUGGUCAUAGACUUCAUAAUAUAUUGACGGGGCGCGGGGCCGAUUAAUAGGGGGCCUUCUUUGUUGGCGUGGUCGUCAAAGCUGACCGAGUGGAAUCACAGACAAAGAGGUUUUUCCGUUAAAAAUCUUGUGAAUAAAUGUUUAAAUCCCUCUUAAUAGAUAUGGACGUAAAACAGUCUCGAUUAUUGGUUAAAAGCAAAAAAAAAAAAAAAAAAACGUGCAGUUAGCAUUUAUUUUACAAAGUAUGCUGCUAGUCAGUAAGCAAAUGUAGCGGCCGCCUUAUGAAAACAAAGAAGUUUUUCCGUUAAAGUCUUGUGAAUAAAUGCUUAAAUCCCUGAAUUCUUUAUAGAGAUGGAUGUAAAACAGUCACGAUUCUUGGUUAAAAGCAAAAAAAAAAAAAGUGCAGUUAGCAUUUAUUUUACUUAAAUAUCGCGAACUAUGACACCAAUGCGGUAGCGGCUAAUUUCUCCCAUUGAUUUUUUUCACAACGUUUCAAAAUGCAUCCAUGGUAAGAUAAAUAUAAUAAUUACCUUGAAUCCUCGAACAAAUCACAGACAAUCCUUCCUGUUUGUAUGAGGUACAGCUUUCGUACCUUUUCAACCUAAAUCCGGCGUUGGAUCUUUGCAUGUGUUUUGAGCAUAACUGCGACCGACUUCGACCCACUGAAGCGAAGUGUAGGAUGGCCCCCUACUUGAAGGCGUGGCGCAGUGUCUGGGGAAUGUGUCCCGUCAAUAUAAUUAUGAAGUCUCUGGAGUAGUUUUAGCACACCAUACCAUCUACUUUUCUUUGAGUAGAUUUGUGAAGAAGAAAUGCUACCCUAACUCUGCUACUUUGGGCUACACAAGAGUCGCUACAUUUACCUCUUUAUUCUACAUAUUAGAUGUUGCGUUAUUUUUGCCAGAAAUGCCACAGUGGCUCGACCAAUUUCAUCAAUGAGACGUCUUAACAAUAAUCACAUGACUCCAUUAUGCCAGUCAGAUGUCAACAUGCAGUCACAUGACCCCUCGCAAGCUUGCAGUUAGAGGUCCAUUGAUCACGUGGGCCAUUUCAAUCACUUGCACGUUAUAAAAAAUGAACUGUUUGAUAUAGAGAGCUGCUGUUAACAUAAUUUUCGUCUUAGUCUUUUGGAUGAAAAUACUUAUUAUUCUUAAUCAUAUUUUAGUCAUUUCAAAAUGUGUUCGUCUUCGUCUUGUUUUAGUGAACGACAAAUUUCAAUUUUUAGUCGACAAUUCUCAAAAUGUUUUCGCCUAUAAACUUCAAAAGUUUUAGUCUAUGAAUAAAUAAAUAAAAGCUUUCCAACAAUUUCGAAUGAACAUAACUGGAGUCUACAAGGACAUCACCAUUUUCAUUAUGGUAAUACACACUCAGCAGGAAAACCACAUUAUUUGCAAUUAAUUAAACUCACCUGGACUCCAUGAACUGUAUGUAAAAUGUUUUCCAAGAGUUUAAGAAGACACCGAGUCACCGCGCUAAAUGCUAAUGCUAAUUCUAUGCUAACGCGAACGCUAUGCUAACGCUACAAGUUUAGAUCAGGAGUCCCCAAACUACGGCCCGCGGGCUCGUGGCCACAUUUGAUCCGGCCCCUGAACCCAAAAAAAUAAUUUUUUUUUUUCAAUUUUCUGGCUUUUUUUCUGUGAAGAACCCAGAGAGGGUUAUUUAUUUAAUUAUAUUAUCUAUUUAAUUAAUAGUGUUAUUAUUAUAUUAUUUUUAUUUUAUUUACAUUUGUUCCAUGAAGAAUCCAGAAAGAGUUAUUUGAUUGUGGCUUUCUGAAAAACAACACAUUUUUACAUUUAGGCACUCCUGCAAUCGUCACACCUUUUCUGUUACAAACUCACCCAGCCCUUCAUCAGAGAAGGGAGAAGUUAUGUGGCCCUACAGGAAAAAGUUUGGGGACCCCUGGUUUAGAGUGUGAUGAUCACUCCGUACCAAGGGCGUAGGUUUGGUCUCAACAUUGAUAGGGACGCUAUAACAGCAUAACCUGAAUGUACACUUUUUGCUGGGGACAGGACAUUAAUAAGACCAAACAGAUUGGGUACAGUUCUCAAAUAUAUCUCAAAUAUAGCUGGUUCCUAAGUAAAAAUGAAAGAAGGUUAAAAUAAAAUUAUUUUCAUGGGAGAAAGUCAUUUUUCAAAAUGCUUGCUUCAUAUAAAGGAAAUUUACAGUGGUUGUGUUUUUUUUUGGGGGGGGGGGUUUAAAAAAAUGUGCAUCGGCUGAGAACAAAAAUAUUUUUUAAUGAUAACAGAUAGAAAAUACAUUUUAAUUAGGGAAUAAAUGCAGAAAAUGCACAGUUGGAUUAACGUUAACAGUAGAAAACGUACAGGAAGACACCUCACUAAACAGCUUUCUACUCGAGUUUUACAGGCUAGCAAGUUCACACGGUUUAAUGUUAUGCUAACUCUGAUGCAGGUGGGACUUUCAGUUACAAAAUUAGUGGCGUGUUCCCCACCUUCACAACAAUGACGUCUUUUUACAUUACUUGGCUGCUGCUGGCUGAAAAAAAAACCUUCUAAUAUCCCUCCUCUUCAAAGGGGGCGGAGGAGGUGGCAUGUCGACAUGUAUUUAUGUUGGGAUUGUGUGAAUGUGGGGGUUCAAGUCAUCAGCCAAUCAAACGUGCGUUUGAAGGGGAAAAAAAUGGACCAGCAAAUUCAAGUGAAGGGGUAAAUGUAAGUCUGAACAUAAUGUAGGAUCAAUUCUAUCCUUACAAUUUAUGGGAAGACAAUCUAAAUUACCUAUAUAAGUUAACUCAUUAUAUAAUGCAAAUAAGGUUGCUUAAAAGUCGGUGGGGACAAUUUCAGCAUCCCUAAAAGUUGGUAGUGUUAUGUCCCUACCGUCCCUACGCAAACCUACGCCCUUGCUCAGCACAGACCUUUAAAGGCUAAAACAAUAUGGCAUAUCUAGCCAAGAUAAGAAAGCAAAACUUACCAAGGAGCACCUGACAUGUUUCACAAAAUGAGCCUGGAAUGGGCACUGACUUACGUUGGUGUGUAAGCGUGCGUGUGUUUAGGAGGCGCAGCACGUCAUAUGAUUGAUACGACCAAACACUGCUAAAUGCGUUCUAACUACACAUACAAUAAGAAAAUAUCACAAAUUGUGAAUUUAUGGUGGAAACUAUGGCGAAUUUUCCUCUCGUUCUUGUGUUGUCAGACGACAACUGGCAUCCAUCUUGUUAUGUUUUAGUCUCCCAAGACAUGUUUUCAGCGCGACAUCGUCAUGAAAAAAAUUGUUCGUUGACGAAAUAUUUUCGUUAUCGUCAUCGUUGACGAACACAAAACUGUUUGGCAGCUAUUAUUGUUUGAAUUUCAUGGUUGGAAAUAUCUUUCUCCAAUAGAGGACACUCAUGCUCUUUAGACGGGUGAUGUUUCAUUUCUAUAGAUUUUUCUCAUCGGAAUUCAAUACUUUUUGUGUAAUUUUUUGGGCCUGAUAUUAUUUUGAAGUGACACUACUCUUACUUGUUUUUAGCUGUGCUACCCACCUCUGCUGUAAAUGCACAAAGUUGCAAUGCACAAGAAUUAUAAGAUGUCAAUAAUUAACUAAACAUGAUGAUGAAUAUGUAAAAUAGAGGGAGAGAGGAUCAACAGUUUGUGUGUUCAUGUUAUCAACUGUUAUUCAUAAAGAUAGGAUUACUCUUUUUGAGAGGGGUAUAAAAAUCAGUUUAGGAGAUCAUCUGCUAAAGUACAAAAAUAUAUGAAAUCUGUGAUUGUCAAUGCAAAAUGUGUCAUUGUUGGCUCCACCAACUCAAACCAAUUUGAUUGUUUUUUCCACAAUAACCAAAUGUAUAAUGAAGGUAUAUAAAUGACAAAGAAAUGUAUUUAGACUGCUAGUCAGUUUGAAUGUUUUCAAAUGAUAAUUCACCUUCCAAAUCAUACAUUUUUGUAACAAAUGUAAUUCCAUCUAUUGUACUGUAUUUAUAAUUGUAUUGUAAACUAAUAGACAAAACAGCAAUAUAAUUUAUUUUAUGUA